Mesocestoides corti is the source of this 687-nucleotide messenger RNA. Lineage: Eukaryota; Metazoa; Platyhelminthes; Cestoda; Cyclophyllidea; Mesocestoididae. The record is from the annotation of a GenBank genome assembly.
AUCAUAAGGACAUUUUGUUUAGCGAGACAACACCGCAAGCAUUUGCACUUUUUCAAAACACAUUGGUUGAUUUUCGGGAGUAAAUACUUCACAUCUGCGUCUUUCAUCACGCCACUCAUGGCAAGUGUAAGAAGUAAACCUGCUGCUGCAUGUUCGACGGCAGUGACGUCAUCACAAGCAAUGAAGCGGUUACAGAUGACGCAAGCCCCUUCCAAUGACCCCACUACGGUGGCCAUCACUUGUCCACUCUGUUCAACAGUGUUGCGGUCAAAAUCGCUUUUCUUGCAUCACCUCGGCACGGAGCACGAGGAUUCGUUUUUUGCGGUCUGUAAAACUUGUGCGCAGUGUUUUGCGCCCCAAGAAAUCAACGCCCACGUGGCCUCGUGUAAGGGGACUUAUAUAUGUUCCUAUUGUCGUCAGACGUUUGCCCUUCUGUCUUAUCUGAACAGGCACGUUAGCAGAAAGCAUGCCAUAGAUCAGAGUAAAGUGCAGGGUGGGAGGCGCUACUCAUGCAAAUUCUGCUCCAAAACCUACUCCUCCAACAAUUCCCUGAACAACCAUAUGAAAAAGCACCUGGAGUGCGUUUGUGGCGUCUGUGGACACGCCAUCGUUUGCGAGUCGCACAAAGACUACAGCACGUGCGGAAAUUGUGGAAAUCGGGUUGCCUUUAACAACCGUAAGUCAUGA